AUGGGUAUUGCUCAAUUCAACCCCUUUAAAAAGGACCGACAGAACUUCCCUGGUGUGGUGAUCCCCUUGUCCGAUGCCCCCAUCAAUGCGGCCAACAACUCGACCGUGGAGAAGAAGAAAGAGGAAGAUGCCGUCAACUCCCUCGACCGCUCACCUUCUGCAGAGAAUGGGAGCGCCGGCUCCAUUCCUGAGACCAGCCACUUGACCCUCGACAUUCUCCGUAGAGAAAUCGACGACGAAGUUGCUGCUGGUGCCAGCAACACGAUGUAUGAUCGCAAGGCAAAGGUGAUCAACCGAGCUCUUGCGGAUAUCGGCAUGGGCCGUUAUCAGUGGCAGCUGUUCUUCCUGUGUGGCUUCGGUUGGCUCGCAGACAACCUUUGGCUCCAAGGUGUUGCCCUCACCUUAACCCCGAUUGCGAACGAGUUCGGGGUUGAUACGUCAACGGUGCGAUUCUCUACCUGUGCCUUGUUCUUGGGUCUUUGCAUUGGUGCCUCGUUCUGGGGGAUUGUGUCCGAUAUCAUCGGCCGUCGCCUCGCAUUCAACACCACCCUUUUCCUUGCUGGUGCCUUUGGUCUCGCCGCUGGCGGUGGUCCCAACUGGGUCGGUACCAGCGCCCUGUACGCCUGUCUUGGUCUCGGAGUCGGCGGGAACUUGCCCGUGGACGGCGCCCUCUUCCUCGAGUUCCUUCCCAAGGUCUCCGGAAACAUGUUGACCAUGCUGAGUGUCUGGUGGCCGAUCGGCCAGCUGAUCUCGAGUCUGCUCGCCUGGGCUUUCAUCCCAAACUUCAGCUGUGACUCCGCGCAAGACUGCACAAAGGAGAACAACAUGGGCUGGCGCUACCUGAUCCUCACCCUGGGUGCCAUUACCUUUGCCAUGUGGAUUGCCCGGUUCUUCUUCUUCCACCUGUACGAGUCGCCCAAAUUUCUGCUCUCCCGCGGCCGCCAGGACGAAGCGGUUGCCUCCGUCCACGGCAUCGCCUACAAGAACCGCACCAAGACCUGGCUCACCAGCGAGAUCCUAAAUGAGAUCGGUGGUGUCGACGAUUCCACGGCCGAGGACCACACCAAGCUGAGCGUGGUCCAGAUCAUCGCCCGCUUCUUCUCCAAGUUCUCCGCCAAGAAGAUCCGCUUGCUCUUCGCGAACAAGAAGCUCGGACUCACCACCUACCUCGCCCGCUCCGGCGGCGGUACCAACUCCGAAUCCACCACCUACCGCAACUACGCGAUCACCUCCAUCGUCGGUGUGCCGGGCUCCAUCAUCGCCUGCUUCACCGUGGAAAUCAAGUACAUCGGCCGCAAGGGCACCAUGGCCUUUGCCACCGUCGUCACCGGAGUCCUGCUCUUCUGCUUCACCGAGUCCCAAAACUCCAACAUCCAGCUCCUCUGCUCCUGCCUCGAAGCCUUCUUCCAGAACAUCAUGUACGGCGUGCUGUACGCCUACACGCCCGAGGUCUUCCCGGCCACCAUCCGCGGCACUGGAUCCGGUAUCUCGAGCUGUCUCAACCGCAUCGCGGGUCUCUGUGCGCCGCUCGUGGCGAUCUACUCCAGCACCGGCAAUCCCAAUGCGCCGAUCUACGCUUCGGGUGGUCUGAUGCUGGCUGCGUUUGUCGCGAUGGUGCUGUUGCCUAUUGAGACGCGCGGUAAGCAGACUCUGUAA
Penicillium chermesinum is the source of this 1656-nucleotide messenger RNA. RefSeq lists its product as uncharacterized. The record is from RefSeq and is a predicted model, not a curated record. Gene Ontology annotation, biological process: transmembrane transport. The transcript is spliced from 4 exons. Lineage: Eukaryota; Fungi; Ascomycota; Eurotiomycetes; Eurotiales; Aspergillaceae. Bases 1 to 1656 code for a protein of 551 amino acids. Gene Ontology annotation, cellular component: membrane. Gene Ontology annotation, molecular function: transmembrane transporter activity.